AAAAAAAAAAAAAAAAAAGAAGAAGAAGAAGAAGAAGCAUUUCAGAGUAACCUUAGACUUCUCCACGUCUUCUGCCACCUCUGCCGAAAGCUCCAAAACUGACUGGUAGUGUCCAGUGGGCAGGAUGGGUACACGGCCAUCAGAGACACCUCCUCUGGCCAGGGCCAGGUAGCAAUGUGUGCCAGUGAUGACCACUGGACUUCAGGGCUGGCAAGGCAACACCAGAAGGCCUGUUGGCGGCUUGUUAUCCCUUCCUGUGGAUGGCUGUUUCCUUACCGAUUUUCCAUUCAGAUUGCACACACUGACGGACUGGCCGGUUCGUCCUCAGGGGCAGGGAUUUGCUCUCCAGCUGCGUGCUUCCCAGAUUCUCCGUAAGGGUUCUUCUCGGGGACACCGGAGGCUGCUUACCAGCUCUGCUCCAGCCAUCAGCCUCAUGGAAAUAGUACUGAAUGCAUAAAGAGCCUUUUUCUUUUCUGGAUUUCCAACACUAGCCAGCGCUACACAGCGAGUGGCACGCUGCGUGCCUUCUUAUAGAGCGACAUGGUUUCCAGUGUGGAAGUCUCUCGUUUUACAAAUUUUCCAACGCAGCAAAAUGAUACCUUGGUUUCAAGCUCUCGGCAAGGCUGGAGACCAAAGCAGAGCCUUGGGUUUUUUGUUUGUUUGUUUGUUUGUUUGUUUUUUGUAUCUACUUCUCCAGAGGAAUUCCCAAAGUUCCUCCACAUACUUGGGUAAUGGGGACAUGAGCAAGACAUCAACACCCUUAAAUAGGGAUGCCGAACAUAGCCUUGUUCUCAGGGAAGGCGAAUCCUUGGGAUGAAAAGUGUACCCUAAGGACUCUGUCCUGCUGGGGUGUAUAAUCUGCAGCCCUGAGCCUCCAGGGAAGACGAUGCCUUUUCCACCCAGGAAAAGCCACCUGCUGAGCAGCUGCUGGGCGCUUCUACCUUCCAGUGGCUUCCUCAACUCCAGCAGAAGGGGACAGUCACAGCGCUGACCUAAGGACAAAAGAGAAACUCCAGGAGGCAAGAAAGCUCCGUGAGUCAAGAAGGGGAAUUCCUGAUCCUGCAUGAGGAUUGCUGGCCGAUAAAUACUCCUCAGACUCUUCAGGUUCAGCCUUCCUGCUGCUGCUCUCUGCAGAGAAAGAUCACCGAAGCCCAGGCAGAGAGCUGCAGCAGCUGCUGGGAUGAACGGGAAGGUCACAGCCAUAGCCCUGGUUGCGAUCAUCUGGGCCACAGCUGCUCAAGGCUUCGUUAUGUUCAAAGGGGGGCGCUGUCUUUGCAUCGGCCCUGGGGUGAAAGCCGUCAAAAUGGCAGCGAUCGAGAAAGCUUCUGUAAUUUACCCGAGUAACGGCUGCAACAAAGUGGAAGUGAUUGUUACUCUGAAGGCUCAUAAACAACAAUGGUGCCUGGACCCCAGAUCCAAGCAAGCUCGCCUCAUAAUGCAGACAAUAGAAAAAAAGAAUUUUUUAAGGCGACAGAAGAUGUGAUGUCCUGAAGCAUGUGAUGUCCUGAAGGAAAAAAAAAGUGACAUCCUGGGAGCAUCUGACUGUGAGCUCUGUGCCAGGAACCCGACCCUCUCCUGUCUUGGAACAUGGAUCCAUGUAUUACCAGGCUGCAGAACUUUCUAGAAGGUCCGAUACAUCUAAACUGUUCUGAUUGGCUAUGAAAAUAGUUAUCUCUAAAAGUCACGUGCACAUUCCACAUUACCUUCUGUGGUUACAAUGGACACAUUGUUAACUGGAAUCUGGUCCAAUGCUGGAUUCAAAAGCAUCUGUGUGUGUAGUAAAACAUUCCUCAAAUAAUUUUUCAUGCAAAUAAACAUUCCUUUCCCCAAAUAUCAUGAGGCACAUGAACAUAUAGGAAGACAUUUCCACAUAUUGUCUUGUUUGUUCAUUUAAAAAGACUACGAUUCGUGAGGGGCCCUGAAAACAUUUCUGCAUUGUAGAAACUAGUAAGAACACUACUAUUUCCUAGCUAGUCACACUGGCUAGUUAGCUAGUCACACUGGCUAGUUAGUCACACUGGCUAGUUAGCUAGUCACACUGGCUAGUUAGUCACACUGGUUAGCUAGUCACACUGGCUAGUUAGUCACACUGGCUAGCUAGUCACACUAGUUUCCCACUGAGGCCUUCUAAAGGGGUUAAGAUGUGUAGUUCCAAUACAUCUGGUUUUAUCUACUUUAUCAGUGACAAUAAC
Molecule: messenger RNA, 2192 nt
Organism: Mus pahari (shrew mouse)
Lineage: Eukaryota; Metazoa; Chordata; Mammalia; Rodentia; Muridae
Gene: Cxcl11
Product: C-X-C motif chemokine ligand 11
Exons: 5
Coding region: 1181-1483 (100 amino acids)
Biological process (GO): antimicrobial humoral immune response mediated by antimicrobial peptide; chemokine-mediated signaling pathway; inflammatory response
Cellular component (GO): extracellular region
Molecular function (GO): chemokine activity; CXCR chemokine receptor binding
Source: RefSeq, a predicted model, not a curated record